ACAGAAGCAUAGAACAAAACUUGAUCGAAUAUCUCAUCCACCAAAAAAUAUAUUUCCACCUUUGUGCCUCAAGUUUAACUAUCACUUGCAACACACGAAAAACUGAGAAGCAAAAAUGGCACAAGCUAUGGCUUCAAUGGCUGGUCUACAUGGUUCCUCCCAGGCUGUGUUGGAAGGCAGCAGCCUCCAUCUAAGUGGCUCAUCUCGCUUGAACAUAGUUGGUAACAACACCAGGCUAGCCGUGACCAGAACCGGGUUCGCCAUUAGAGCCCAGCAGGUGUCUGCUGAGCCCGAGACUAGCCGUCGCGCUAUGCUCGGUCUUGUGGCAGUUGGUUUGGCCUCUGGAUCUUUCGUUCAAGCUGUGCUUGCUGAGGCUAAACCCAUCAAAGUCGGCCCUCCUCCCCCGCCAUCCGGUGGACUGCCUGGAACUGAGAACUCGGAUGAGGCAAGAGACCUUGAUCUGCCAUUGAACAAGAGGUUCUUCUUGCAGCCACUGACUCCGGCUGAGGCUGCCGCGAGGGCAAAGGAGUCGGCCAAGGAAAUCCUUGGCGUCAAGUCAUUCAUAGACAAGAAGGCAUGGCCAUUUGUCCAGAACGAUCUUCGUCUCAAAUCUGAGUACCUCCGAUAUGAUCUCAAAACAGUCAUCUCUGCCAAGCCCAAGGAAGAGAAGGAGUCACUCAAGACUCUCACCGGAAAGCUCUUCCAGGACCUUGCCAAUUUGGACCAUGCAGCCAAGAUCAAAAGCACCCCACAAGCAGAGAAGUACUAUGCCGAAGCUGUAUCUACCCUUAAUGAUGUUGUUAAAAAGCUUGGUUAAAUCGAAUUUAUGUAUUUGAUCCAUAAUGUAAGCUUUAUUUGACAUUUCAUCAGAAUUUUCAUUUGCAUAUAUUUGCUAUUUGGACUUUGGAGGGAUCCUAGCUAUUUAGCACUCUAUACAGGCAAUACCGCUAUACAUGUAUGUCAUCAAUGCCUUUGUUCUAAAAGCAUCAAGUAAUAUCUAUUAUCA
Fragaria vesca subsp. vesca is the source of this 1006-nucleotide messenger RNA. Its product is annotated as oxygen-evolving enhancer protein 3-2, chloroplastic-like. The record is from RefSeq and is a predicted model, not a curated record. Gene Ontology annotation, cellular component: photosystem II; chloroplast; photosystem II oxygen evolving complex. Bases 116 to 817 code for a protein of 233 amino acids. Gene Ontology annotation, biological process: photosynthetic electron transport chain; photosynthesis. Lineage: Eukaryota; Viridiplantae; Streptophyta; Magnoliopsida; Rosales; Rosaceae. Gene Ontology annotation, molecular function: calcium ion binding. The transcript has 3 exons.